ACAGCACUGCAGAAGCAGACGAGUUCACGAACGUAUCGAUUUUACGAUCCGUGUGUCUAGUCGUCCGCGGUUAAGUGUGUUCGUGUUCUUUUAGUUUUUUUAGAGUGACACUGUGUCUUGUUAUAUUACAUGGAUAAAAUUGUGAAUUGGAUUACAAAUUAGACGAUACAAAUUGUACGUCCAUUGACAUCAAUAAUCGUCAUUCAUUAUGACUAAGGAUAGAUUAGCAGCCCUUGUUGCUGCACAGUCGGACGACGACGAUGUGGCCGACGACGUACAGGUUCCAGUGGGUGGAGAGGGUGAUUUCAUGACAGAAUUUUUUGCAGAUGUGGAAGAGAUUCGUGAAAUGAUUGACAACAUUCAAACGAAUGUUGAAGAAGUCAAGAAAAAACACAGUGCAAUUCUUUCAGCUCCACAAACAGAUGAGAAGGUCAAAAUGGAACUUGAAGAUCUCAUGGCUGAUAUUAAAAAAAGUGCUAAUAAAGUUAGGGCCAAGUUAAAGGUGAUAGAGCAAAAUAUCGAGACAGAAGAGCACACAAAUAAAUCGUCAGCUGAUUUGAGGAUACGCAAAACUCAACACUCAACAUUAUCAAGAAAGUUUGUUGAAGUUAUGACUGAAUAUAAUCGGACACAAACUGAUUACAGGGAAAGAUGUAAGGGAAGAAUACAACGACAACUAGAAAUAACGGGGAAAACUACUACUAAUGAAGAGCUUGAAGAAAUGCUUGAGCAAGGAAAUCCCGCGGUAUUCACACAAGGAAUUAUUAUGGAAACACAACAAGCCAAGCAAACACUUGCUGAUAUUGAAGCACGUCAUGCUGAUAUUAUUAAAUUAGAAACUUCAAUCAAAGAACUUCAUGACAUGUUCAUGGACAUGGCCAUGUUGGUAGAAAGUCAGGGUGAUUUGGUGGAUCGGAUUGAGUACUGUGUCACCCAAACAGUUGAUCACGUUGACCAGGCUCAUGGCCAACUCAAGAAGGCCGGUGAAUAUCAAUCAAAAGCACGAAAGAAAAAGUUCCUGAUAAUAGUGUGUCUAACAAUUGCGGCGAUUAUUUUAAUUUUAGUAAUAAUCAAUAUGUUUACAUGAAAAAUUUAAAUUUAAAAAAAAAAAAUUUGUUUGGAAAAAAAAAAAUUAUAAUUACUUGGCAUUGUCAUAGAAAGAUUUAAAUAUGACAACCUAAAUAUAUUGGCUAAUUAAAUUUAAAAAAAACAUAUAUUUAAUUAAUAGAAAAAAAAAUGAUACAGGUGUUUAGAAAAAAAAAGAAAAUCAAUAAUUAUUUGUAAAUUUUUUUUUAAAUUUAUUUAUUUACUUAACCGCCAAUGAGUGCCCUGAUAGUUGUUUUUUUUUUUUUUUUUUAUAAUUAAUAUUUAUUAUACUUAGUCACAAAAAAUAAUAAUAAUAUAUUUGACUUUUAAAAUAUCUUUCAAAUUAAUCAAAGUAUUAAUGUCUUAAAUAAAAUCAUGUUGAUGGCAAUACGUAUGAAAUAACAUUCGAAAAAUUUAAUUAUUCAAAUAAUUAGUAUUAUUUAACAACAAAGUAUCCAGCAGAUUAUUAUUUAUAUCAUUUAAAUGCUAUUUGUUUAUUGAAAAAACUGGCAAUUCAUUGAGACAGUUGGUUAAUAUAAUUUCUUCUUUUUUUUUUAAUUUAAAAUAUUUUGAAAAUAAUAAUAAAUAUAUAAUAAUAAAUAAUCAAUAAUGUAAUGCGAUACGUACAGUAGUUUUAAAAUGUAAAAUUAUUUAAUUAUUAUUUGUUUGUUUCAAAAUUAAAGCUAUGUAGAAAAAUUUUAAAAAAAUGUAAAUAAUAAUAAGUACCAUGAAAAAGAAAAUAAAAAAAAAAAAAAAUUAGCGAGAUGAAAAUAAUUCAAGUUUGAAAAAAAUAACAUCGUUGUAUAGUUGAUUAUGAAAAAGUGCGUUUAUCAGAGUGUUGAGUGUGAGACUGAAGAAAAUUUAAAAAAAAAAUACUAAAAGAAAAAAAAUAAAUUUUUUCUUUCAUAUAUAAUGUUCAUAAUAAUUGUCGCGCAAUACUCUGAAUAAUAAAUAAUAAUAAUUACAGAAAUUUUAAAAAAAAAAAGUUAAAAAUAAAAAAAAUCACGUAAAUUAUAAUUACGAUGAUAAAUAAUUAAUAAAAAUGAAUAAUUUAGUUGAAAUAUAAUAGUACCAAAUAUGAUGCAAUGAAAAAUGAUUGAUUUAUUGAUUAAAUAUUGAAAAAAUAAUUUAAAUAAUGUAAAAGAAAAAAAAAAAAUAGAAAAAAAGUGUAUGCGUUUUUGUGAGAUGAUUUUUUAAAUUAUUGUUUUGGAAUGAUAAAAAGAGAAAAUAAUAGAAGAGUGUCUUUUUUUGUUUGUUUUUAAUGAUGAUUGAUAUUUUAUGAUAUCAUACAACAAAAAAUAAUAAUAGUUAGGCAGAAGGAUUACUGAUGAUUACUGUACAUAAAUUGUAAUGCGCGCAAAAUGGUUUCGAGGAUUAAUCAGAGUAAGUAUCUAUGUAAUAAAAUCUUUUUUUUUUUUUUAUUUCAAAUUAACUUUUGUCAAGAAAAAAAAUAUGUCUAACUGCCUGCAACGUUUUAUUGUCUUAUUAUAAUUAUUAUUAUUAAAACUAUUGUGUGAAAAUGAUGACAUGAUUGAAAAUUCUAGUUUGAAUAUUUCGAACAGAAAAUUUGUUUAUUCAUCUGGAAAUAAAUUGUUUUAUUAAAAAAAAAAUCAUUCAAUGGUUUUUCGAUGCAAAAGAAUAUUUAAAAAUAAAAUUUAUUUGUUAUUUAAUAGUUUAUAAUAAAAUAUAAACAAAAUAAUGUUUGCAAAGUUGAAAAUGUCUUUAAAAUCAUGAUGAAUAACUCAAUAUUCAAUCGAAUAAUUUAGUGUUUGUUUUGUUUAUUUAAUUGGAACAAAUUUCUUGGAUAAAAUUAAAGCUAAUUAAUUUAAAAAUUAAUUAAUCAGUCAUUGUAUUGUAAUGACUCAAUGCUAUUACUAUUAUAAAUUCAACUUUUUUCCUAAAUAAUUAUUUGCUUGGAUAUUUUCGAUUGGGAAAUUAUUGUUCAGAAUAUUUGUUUGCAACUAGAAUAUUUAAUCAUGCAGCGUAAAUAUUUUUGUACCUUUGUCAAUGAUCGAAAAUUCGAUCUAAAUAUUUAUCAGAUCGCAUACAAAAUUGCAUGCUCAAUCAUAAUUUUUAUUUUUUAUUUCUAUACAUUUUAUUUUCUUUGUAAAGAAAAUUGUAGUUUUAUUUUUUUCUUCCUCAAUUGCAUGUUGUUUUACUUCAAACUAAGCGAUAAGAAAAAUUUUAAAUCACGCGAUGCUUAGUAUAUUUAUAUGAUACACAUAAAAUUAGAAGAAAAUUUUAAAAAAUAUAAAUUUCAUGUUACGCACGCUUAUUUUUCUAUUACCUAAAAAAAACUAAGUAAUAAAAAUAAAAAUCAAUCUUAACAGUCUUAAUUUCGAACAAAAAAAUAUAACUUUUAGAGUACUUAAUUUAUUUUUUAAUAAGUGUGUGCAUUUAUUGAUGUAAAAAUGUGUUGUCUUCUUCAAAAAAAAAAUCCAAAAAUGUCAUCAACAUCAGUUGAAGAAUCACUGGAAUAAUUAUUAUAAAAAAAAAUUUAUAUCUAUGUGUCAAUAUGUUUUAAAAUCCCAAUAGAAAAAUAAAUGUAUUACCCAUAAAUUGCAAACGAAAAAUAAAUA
Messenger RNA from Aphidius gifuensis, 3665 nucleotides. RefSeq names its product syntaxin-1A. Gene Ontology annotation, molecular function: SNAP receptor activity; SNARE binding. Gene Ontology annotation, cellular component: SNARE complex; synaptic vesicle; plasma membrane. The transcript is spliced from 9 exons. The record is from RefSeq and is a predicted model, not a curated record. Gene Ontology annotation, biological process: synaptic vesicle fusion to presynaptic active zone membrane; exocytosis; intracellular protein transport. The coding region runs from base 209 to 1087 and encodes 292 amino acids. NCBI's taxonomy places the organism in Eukaryota, Metazoa, Arthropoda, Insecta, Hymenoptera, Braconidae.